AUGGUUCAGCUUCUGAACAAUCUUCUAGUCAUUGAAACCGGGCCACAGAUAAUAACGGGUGCUGGUCUUGGAACUAGAGCUAACGAAGUUGAAAGAAUACAUCAGGAAAACUUGGAACGUUUAUCCCAACUCACUGAGGAAGAAAUACUGGAAGAAAGAGAAAAAAUUUUGUCCCUCGCUGAUCCCAACGUCCUCUCAUUUUUGAUACGAAAAGGCCGUAAUGUAAAAAAUGCAGAUACUGUUAAGACACGUUAUGAAAUGCAAGAGUUGUCAAAUAAACCAACAGACUCCGAUAUCUCCAGUUUGCCUUUGAAUCCAGAUCCAAAGAUACUUCAUAUGGAUGUCUUAGAAGUUGAUAAAUUGGAAUGGACACGAGAUCUUCCCCCUGUAGCUAAAAAGGCACCAUCUGUAGAACUAUCCAGAACAAAUUCCGCAAAUGAAACAUCAUCAGAUCAUUUAGAAACUAAUGACCAUGAAAUUGGAAAGUAUGAAUGCGGACGUAAUACGCAUCAAGCUCGUUUUGAUUUAUCAGGUCUAGUUGUCCCACCUGAUGCUGAUGUGGAUACUUAUCUGGGAUUGCAUCAUCAUGGUGAAGAACCAGAGAGAGCCGGUUAUACUAUUGCCGAGAUGUUCCAUUUAUGCCGUUCGGGCGUACCGGCUCAACGUCGCCUUGCUCUAUCAAUGCUGGGGUCAUCUUUGGUUCAAACACGUUUUGGCAGACAUAUUCGUUAUUUAGCUCCAGCCAACUCGCCUAGUUUAAUUAUAUGUCUAUUGUCAUCUAAAAACUUCUCUCCUGAGAUUCCGAAUGAAAAUCAAAAUGGAGGUUGCGGUGGUAUUCUCUUCUUGUUGCGAUGGUGUUUAGACGAAGCAGUCAGCACACUUACCAGUACUAAUUCUGUAGGUGGAAACAAGGAUGCUGGUGGGGCAUCUUUAGCUUUAGUUACUGAGUGUAUUCGUUGUUUGGCUAAUUUAAUUUGUGAUACUCAAUCAGAGCUUUUUCUCAACUAUGCAUAUGAAUGGCCAAUUGAAUUUAUUUACAAAAGUUGUCUAUUUAUUGCUCCACCAAUUAAACCAAUCAAUACGAGUGUAACUUCUCAGCAGUCAACUGGUGAAGAGCAUGAUGAUAGUGAAUUAGCUGCUAAUGAUCCCGUUGAAUUCCUGUUUAUACGCUCAAAACUAGCAAGAAGAAUUGCUUGGUUGCUCGCUCCAGGUAAAGGUCGUGCCGGUGUAUGUUUAACGGCUGAUGCUGCUGGACUUUGGUUGCCAAGUAUGAUCAUUCGGGGUUUACGUCAUUCGUCUUCAACAGCGUAUGAAAUCUUUCGUACACCAGAACUAGUAUCCGCUCUUUUGAUGCACUAUCUUCCAGUCAAUGAAUACCGACAUUACAACAAAGGGAUUUCAAACACCAAACGUCCUAAUCAUUUGUCUUCAGUAAACAAUAUUCCACUACCAUCCAUAAUGCGUUUAUGCCGUAUUUGGAUCCAAGUUUCGGAUAGUAUUUUACUGGCAUUUGUCAACGAUCAUCAUCUUAUAGAACGCUGUUUAUCGUAUUUAUGCUAUAAGGAUUCUAUUGUAAAUGAAUCCAAUCUAACCACUUCUGAUCUAGUUGGAUUUUUACACAAUGCACUUCCAAUAUGUUUAGCCAUUCAAUUACAAAUUGAGUCGAUUCGUUGUUUGAAUUCAUGUUUUGUAAAUCGCACACCACCGUACAGAGCUGUUUGUCUAUUACAGAAUAACUUAUCUGAUAUUUUCCAUUCUGCACAAAAUUGUUGGAUAUUAUAUCAUUCUAAAUUUAUUACUGAAAGACAAACUACACUUGUUGAAGAAGAUUACUUUCUUACAUCACUUUUAACUAGUUGGAUUCAUUUUCUGAUUAAUUUAUCAUUUUGUCUCAUGGAAGAUGAAAAUAAUAAUUCUACCAAUAUACAUCAAACAAUUCAAAUGAUUAUUAAAAAUGUCUUGAAUUGGUGUUGUGAACUUGAGAACCAUAUCAGUAAAAAAUUACAAAGUAAUUUAAUUACGCCUGCUUGGGAAAGUUUUGAAAAAGAUUUAACUGAAGCAGGCCUGAAUACGUCUCUAAUGGCUGUAGUAAUUACAUCUAGUUUGAAAUGUAUCCAGUUAUUAUCUCGAAUCAAAUUACAGCUAAACACAUCUUUUCACGAACAAUCUAUCAAUCAUUGGAAUGGUAGUUUAACGCCAAUAUUCAAACUACCAUUUUGGAAUCAAAUGCUUUAUCGAUUCAUUCAAAACGAAAGUAUUCUUACUGGUAGUCCUGUUCAGGUUCGUGAUGUAUCCCCAUGUUUACUUCCAGAAUCAUCAAUAAACGUUCAUACAGAUGAAGGAGUAAAACUUGACUGGACUUCUGUUGAUCAAAAUACAUUGUUGGAUGAUGGAGUUUUACAACUAGUCUCAUUAUCGCCUAGUUGUCUACCAAAUUAUGGUACUGUACUAUAUUUUUGUUAUGAUCCACACUAUAGUCAAUUAAGUGGAUUAACAUGGCCAAAAGUUAAUUCACAGUCAAUCAAUUCUACAACUCAAGAAAUAAAGAAUACUAAUAGUCAAAAUGAAUGUGAUCAAGUAUCAUUUAAUCCGAAACAAAUGAAUACAAGAUAUUUACCAUUAAUGUCUGCUAUGAUUCAUAUUUUAGAAUCGAUUAUCGUUCAUUUCAAACUACACAUGAUAACAUUGAAACAGUUAUCACCAAUUUCCGAUUUACUUCUUCCUUUAAUCGAUUGGAUCAAACGUGUUUAUCAAAAAUCAUUUUUUCUCAAAUGGAAAUCGCUAUCUAUGAUUCAACAGAAAUUCUCGACGGUAACUUCCACUGAUGAGGUUGAUAAUGAUGAGCCUCAUUUGCUCAUAUCCAUUGAAUGCGAAUUAAUUACAAGAAUAUUGUUACUGUUUAGUCAGAUUUUAGAAUUAAAUGAAUCAAGUCUAAGUGUCUAUCUAAAAUCAUCGUUAUGUUGUAAUUCGACUUUGGGUGAAUAUGUCAAUAGUGGUAAUAUUAUUCAUUUAGCUGCUUUACGUAUUCUCCCAUAUUUACGUAAAGGUCAAGAAGAAUUACGAACUCGUCUUAUUUUAGAAGUUAUAUUCAAUAAUCGACAAAUUGAAUUAAACAGAUUCAACAAUACGCUUAACGUUGAAUACGUUUUACGACGUCUACAUGAAAUUAAAGAAUUGUAUUACAACGAAUUAGUUCUUGGAACAACAAAAACUUCCAGUGCACGGAAUGAUCGUGUCAUAGAUAAUAAUAACGAAGACAGUCGAUCAAGUUUAUCACCAAUUCUUGAGGAUAUGCCUGAAGUAAAUCCAGGUCAUUCAUUGAAAUAUCAAUCUAUCUUUCAAUUAAAUCAUGUUAUUUCUAAACCAAGAUCUGUAUGUGACAGACUAAUUUCAAAGGAAUGGGUAUAUCUACCAUUUAUUCAUGCAUAUUUAUUGUCGAAAUCCAAAAAAAUUAAUGAGGAAGAUGAAACGUAUCGUAAGCUCAUUUUAGAUCGAUCGUUGAAUUGUUUGACGUGGAUAAAUUAUCUUCAAAAAAUUGCAAAUUUAUGCGACUAUACAGAUAGUUACAACUUUGGUUUCAUGGAUCCAAUUGAAUCAAUUGUGCGACUAACUUUAGGUUCUAUCUCAUAUCCCGGUGCUGGAGGUUUAGGCUUUGAACCUACUGGUCAACUGCUAGCUGAAAUUUUAUAUUCUAUCGGACCAAUUAGACCGUCGUUAACAUUUAGAAAUGAUCAAGAAACCAAUACUUCACUUGAAGUUGUUAAACUCCCAGUAAAUUUUCCAUCAUAUUAUGAUCUAUAUAUUGACCUAGUGAAUCACUACAAUGCAUUGUCGUAUAAUUCUCCAGUGUUUGCCAAUCUAGUACUUUGGCCUUGUCAACAGUUAUGUCAUGUAAAAUAUAGACGCGCACUAUGGGGUGAACAUCAACAAGUUUUAAAUUCACUUCGUAUUGUUUUAAAUCAGCUUAUUAUACCAUUGUCAAGCUUCCUUGAACCAGUUGAGACGAACUCAUCCAUGAUUCGUGUUUAUGCGGCCGCAAUUCUAUCUGGUACAGUCCAAAUAACUCGUCAACCUUUAUUGUUCUUGAUAGCUGUACAUCAUUUAAAUCGCUAUUUAUACAAUAAAGAUAAUUGGAAUAGUGAAUUUACUCAACAAUUUGUACGUUUAUGUAAAUUAUUACCUCAAGUGACAAAUAUCAAACCAACAACAACAACAUCAUCAUCACCAUCGUCGUCGUUGUCUAUGCAAAAAAUCGGUAAUAAAAUUGAUAUUCUAAAUUUACUACGCUUUUAUAAACAGCCUAAUAAACAAUGGUUACAACAAAUGAAAUCCAUCGAAUUGAAUACAAAUUUACAUGUUGGUGUACAUGAUUCAUUAGUUCAUUUAAUGAAUGAUAAUAAUGAUUAUGCCAGCAUAACUAGUGCAACAACAUUUAAUGAAGCUAUUUUAAAAGCAUCUAUUGAAUGUUAUAAUACGGAUACACUACCUAAACAUCGUCAACUUUAUUGGAUUGAAUUAUUUGAAAAAGAAAAAGGAAGAAAUGAAAAUCAAUUGAAUACAGAAAAUAAAGUUUAAAUCAAAUUAUACAUUUAAAGAUACUACUUAUUUUACUUAUCAAAUUAAUAUACUAUGGAUAUUUACAAACAUCAAGAAGUAUGUGUAAUCUUAUGGGAACCGAUAUCGACUAGAAGCUUAAAAACAAUGAUAUUAAACGUAAAGAAACAGAAGCGCUUUGGAUCACAGUUAAGUUUUGAUGAAAGUUGAGAAGGAAUGAUAAAAAAACAUGAGGAGCAGGAGGAUGAUAAUGAUGACAACUGAAAUUGAAUGAUGAAUAGAAGUAUAAAGACAAGUACUACACUUCUAAUAAUCUACCAACACAACAUUUACAAUUUGGACAGUCAUGACGUAGAGUUUGAUAUCGUAAAUUUUCCAACGUUAUAUGUGAAAUAUGAUGCUUUUGAAUACUAUCAUUUGUAUUGAAAUCAGAAACUAGUUCCUUGUUGGUUAGACUUUCCAUUUCAUCACCUAUAUCUUCAUCGUUUAAAUCGGAUACACCAGCUUCGAAUUCUUUUUCAUCAGUAGAUAGUUCAAUCUCUUCAAUGAGAGAGCGAAAUUCAUUUAGGAAUCUGCCUCCUAGAUGAUCUGAAAUGAUAAAAAUGGAGUUGAUAAUUGAGAACGUAACUCAUUUGCCUGUUGUUCAACCUGAACACAUAGAGAAAAACAAACAAAUAAACAUAUUGGUUGCCUAAUCUAAUCAACUUAUUUCAUAGCUUGCAACAUUAUAG
Messenger RNA from Schistosoma spindalis, 5285 nucleotides. Lineage: Eukaryota; Metazoa; Platyhelminthes; Trematoda; Strigeidida; Schistosomatidae. The record is from the annotation of a GenBank genome assembly.